AUGGGGGCUGAUAUGGAAGCCAUGAACCGGCUGAGUCCCUCUGUGACUGGUGCAGGAAGCGACUCCUACUUUACAGACAAGGUCAACCUUGGCUUUCCACGCCUCUCGGCUCUUUCGCUGAGUGGAUCACCGCCUCCGCGGUCUCCGAGUGGCUCUGACAGCGAGUCAAUGUCUCCCUACGAAUUGGCCAACGCGUCUCCUGAAAGUCCGCCGAAAGUCCGAAGCAACAUUGCUCUUCCUCCACGCUCAGGCUACUCGCUCAGCGAUGACUCGGACAAUCCGCGCUCCGAAGGCGACGGAUCCAAUUCCGGCGUGAGCUCUUCCGGCUCAGAAAACGAGCAGGAAACCGCACAGGACGAAGAAGAGGAGGACGAGGAUGCAAUGUCUCAUUUACAGCGCUGGCGAAUGCGACAAGCCUCGGCGGCGUGUGCAAUGAGCGAUAAGAACGGAGAGCGUGGCAAUGCGUUUGGCGGCCCAGCGUACGAGUCCCGUCAGUUCUUCCGAGACGACGACGACGAUGACACGAGUAACGAUGCAGAUGCAGAGGACGAAGAUAAAGAAACGAAGCCCCAACAAAACGUGCCAGCUGAGGACGAGCUCGACGAUGUGCCGAUGGACGUCUCUGCGUCGGGCCAAGCUGCGGCGCUGACCGAUACCACCGCCGCUGCGUCAGACCCGGAGCUGGAGGACGGUCUUAGCAGCCUCGAGCGCAUUUUCCUUUUUGCAAAAAGUGACAUGGCCUACCACCGCGUGCUUAUCUCGCGAUGCCUUGCAGACUGGAUCAAGGAAGUGGACUUGACAGAUGCCGUCGAAUAUGUUAUACCAUUACUCAAUGGGCUUGCCACGGACGAAAUUGAAGUAAGCGCCGUUUUUGCUCCUGAGCUCGGUCGCCUAAUGUGGUUCUUUUUCCGCAACUGCCCCAUUGCGGAGCUGGCCACGGAACAAAACGGGUCGGAUAUGAGUAAUACGGAGGACGAAAUCAUGCCGCGUCCUCGCAUCCCUGUAAGCAUCUUUAGCCCCUUGCUUUGCACCCUGCUCCUCAACCCAAACAGCGCCGUAUCUGGUGCAACGCAAGCCUCGAUUGUGGAAUACUUUUUGCGGAGCAAGCACUGCAACGAUGCUGUAGACGAAGAGCCCGGCGAGGGGCACACUAAAGAUGCAGAUCUUGUCGUCCAGGGCGUCGCGCGCGAAAACAAACUUGUGCCGCUCGCACCGUACGACUUUGACUGCACCGCGCGCGAGCUUGUUUUGAGCGAAUUGUUUGAAAAUGUGGCCAUUGCCAUCUCACGAUUCGAUGGCUGCCCACGGAAAGACGGCGAAGAUUUAUGGGCUCCGAAGAAGCUAGGAGCGCAACUCACAAGCCGCUCGCGAUACGACGAAGAGUCGGCGAUGGGGCGCAUGAUGUCUGUCAAUCUGCUCGCUGCCAUUGCCGUGGAAGGCGGAUUUUCUGCAGAACGGCUAGCCGUGCGUGUUGUACCCGAGAUUACAAGCCGGCCGCAGGACCCAGCGUUCUUUGUGCGCAAAGAAGUUGCUGCCGCCAUCGGUAUCCUCGGCAAAGCACUCGUGUCCGUGCUGCCGAAAAACAGCGAGUCAGGCGAGUUUGACUACCGCACAACAGACGCACCAAAACUGCUGCUUGCUGCUGCCAACCGCGUCUUGUUGGACCAUGUCUGGCAGGUGCGCCAAGCCGCGUGCUAUUCUUUGCCGGGCGUUUUUGCAACACAACCCGCUGGCCCUCGCCGCCGAGGGGAUCUGGUCAUUUGUAUGCGCGCACUGCACCAAGACGUAUCGCCCAACGUUCAGCUCGCCGCAUUCGAAAUGAUUGGUGAGAUUAUUUAUCUUUUCCACAACGACGAAGAGGGCGUGCCGCCCGAGUUGGUGCGCCUCUUUUUGGGCCAGCGCAUGGUAGACCCCACGCCGCAGGAAAAGGAAAGUGGCGAUGCAGAUGCUUGUUCAUCCUUGUCGCCACUUGCAGAGAAGCUUCGCUGCGAGUCGGAAGAGCCAGGCAAUUUGCUGUGCAACCCUGACAGGUCGUUGAUCGUUGCGUUUAACUUCCCUGCCGUUGUGCUUACCAUGACAUCGCAACGUUGGGACGAGCUCCGGGAACUCUACCUCCAGCUUACGCACCACGUCUACGAAAAUGUGCGCAAUUCACUGGCCGCAUCGCUGCAUGAAAUUGCGAAAUUAAUUGGCACGCAGGCGGCAGAACGCGAUUUGGUGCCGGUUGUGGAGCAAUUUAUCCGCGAUCCCUGCGCAGAAGUGACGGCGACGCUGCUAGAGCACAUCGACGAGUUUUGGUAUGUCCUUUCCCCUGAGUGUGUCAAGAACCAGCUGCAGCAGCUGCCAAUGUUGUGGCUUUCGCAAUUAUCGCGCGAUUGGCGCCUGCGCGAAACCAUUGCGCGGCACAUUACAUCGAUAGCACCUUCGCUCCUGCUCACCGACGAAGACGGCUGCCUCGUCACGCUGCUUUUGCUUGCGCUCAACGAUCCCAUUUACGCGGUGCGUGAUAUUGGCGUGCAGGCUGUGCAUGUGACGUACACCACCUUUCGCGCGCACGAUGAAGCCGUUGCGGACGGCUUUUUGAGCAUGCUCGGCGAUCUCGUGGAAGCGUCGGCCUAUCGCCAACGCGUCACAUUUCUCUACGUCGUGCGCGCGUUGGUGCAGCAAGGAAUUGCGGCUGAUCGCUUCGAGGCGCUACUCUUGAAACAUUUGGUCUGCCUUGGUACCGAUUCUGUACGCGAUGUUCGCAUUGCGCUUGCGCGAACUGUGCGCCAAGUUUGGUAUGCCAAGGAUCUAUACCCAACGGAUGCGCAGCGGUCGGACCAGCUGAAGCAGCUGGCCGCGACGCUAGCAAGAGAUCAAUGCCACGACGUCAGCGAGCCCGUGUCCGACUUGCUGAACAAUGAAGAACGCUCGCACUUUACCCAGUCCAUCGCGCAGCCGUCGCCCGCUCCGCGAAAAUUGGAGCUCGGUCCUGCGCGUCCCCUGCUUGAUUCGACAGUCAUCCCAUGGCGCGAAGUAGAAACCCAGGAAGAACUUCCAGCGUCAGAGAAUGCGUCCGCUCAAAUGUCUUUUGAGAUGGAAGAAGAUGUACCAUAG
This is a messenger RNA of Malassezia vespertilionis, 3099 nucleotides long. RefSeq lists its product as uncharacterized. The record is from RefSeq and is a predicted model, not a curated record. Gene Ontology annotation, biological process: protein dephosphorylation. Gene Ontology annotation, molecular function: protein phosphatase regulator activity. Lineage: Eukaryota; Fungi; Basidiomycota; Malasseziomycetes; Malasseziales; Malasseziaceae. The transcript is spliced from 2 exons. The coding region runs from base 1 to 3099 and encodes 1032 amino acids.